AUGGCCGACGUGACGGCGGAGCUCAAUGAGCUUUUCGCGGCCUCCUAUCCAGAUGGCCUUCCCAAGGAUAUCCUGUUGGAGCUCCAGUCUAUACUGCGAGUGCACUCGAUCACCGCCGAGGAACUUUUCUAUAAAUGGGAAUCAUACAGCAUGAAGAUGGGAGAGGAGACCAAAUUGACUCUUGCGGCUGUGCGCGGGUUCAAGCAGGAUGUCCAGGAGACCCUUGAACGUGAAAGUCGGGCCAAAACGGGGCGUCAGGCGGACAGGAGGACUGCUGCCACUGGAACCCCGCGUGCUGCAGCUGGCACUGAUAUGUUUGGAAUGCUGGAUGGAUUGACGCCAAAUGGUUCGAGUGGCCGGUUGAAUGGCGGUUCGGUGAAACGCAAAUCCAACUUCUCUUCGCCUGCUGCGCCGAAAUUCGGGCGAGUCGAGAGCAACGGAUCACCCAUGGGGGCAAAAGCACCCGUUCCUAGUCCCAUGGCCAACGGCGCUGGGGCGGCAAAUGGAAUGGCAUCUGUUUCCUUUGCCGACCGACCGAACCCUGGACAGACACUCGAAUCACUCAACUCGCAUCUUGCGCCACCCGAUACACCCAUGGCCCCUUUCUCCGAGGCGCGCAUCAAGCCCACGGCCAAUACGGACUUGAAGAAGUUCGGAUAUAAGCCCAUGGGCAUGCGUCUAUCAGAAGCGUCUGAGAUCCUGGAUGACCGGAUCGAUGAGUUUGCCGCUAUCUAUCAAAAACACUACGACUCGGACGACCUUACAUUCGGAAGCGCGGCUACGCAGAGUACUUCUGAGAUCAUUGCGGUUGGUCGUAUCGCCUCAGAUUCUCUAGAGGGAAAGCUGAAUCCCGCUUCUUUGGUGCUUGAAACCUCUCGCCGAACUGGGGCUGGUAGACGGGUUCCCCUCAAGGUCGACUCUGUACCUGGCUUGAAUUUCUUUCCUGGUCAGAUUGUUGCGCUUCGAGGAAUCAAUCCCUCUGGCGAAUAUUUCACUGUCAAGGAAAUUCUUCCAAUCCCCCUCUUACCACCUGCUGCGUCGUCAGCAGUUACCCUUGAGACCAUCAAUGAACGCCUAGAGAACGGGGAUGCCAACCCUCCUCUGAAUGUCAUGGUGGUGGCUGGUCCGUACACAGCAGACGAUAACUUGGAUUUUGAGCCAUUGCAAGAACUGUGUCAAAAAGCAGCAGAUAACUAUGCUGACAGUCUCGUCUUGAUGGGUCCGUUCCUAGAUAUUGAACACCCUUUGAUUGCAUCGGGAGACUUUGAUUUUCCUGAGAUCAAGGGCAUUGACCCCGACACUGUCACUCUUUCUACAGUCUUCCGACACUUCAUCUCAUCAGCAUUGGCGCGUCUUGCGGCGGCUGUUCCCAGCAUUACGAUCGUGGUUGUGCCCUCUGUGCGAGAUGCUCUGAGCCGGCACGUUUCAUGGCCGCAGGAACAACUACUUAAGAAAGAGCUCGGUCUGCCGAAACAAGUCCGCAUGGUUUCCAAUCCCGUUACGCUGUCAUUUAACGAGAUCGUUUUUGGAAUGUGUUCACACGAUGUUCUUUCUGAUUUGCGGCGCGAGGAGGUUCUCCACGGCCGUCCCGCCGAAGGAAACCUACUGACUCGACUGCCCAAAUAUCUCGUUGAGCAACGUCACUUCUCUCCACUAUUCCCUCCUUCCAGUCGCGCAAGUCUCCCCAAGCCAGGGACCGAGGGUGCUUUGGCCACUGGUGCCAUGCUCGACCUGCCCUAUACGAAGCUUGGCGAAUGGUGGAACGUCCGCCCAGAUGUACUACUUGUUCCCAGCAUGCUUCCGCCCUUUGUCAAGGUCGUCGACAGCGUUCUAGUCAUCAACCCCGGCACUCUGUCCAAGCGCCGCGGCGCUGGCUCAUAUGCCCAAAUGGCCAUCCACCAGCGGUCUAUUUCUGAAGAAGAACGCGAGCAAAAGCAGCUCGACCAUAAGCUAUACGAGCGAGCCCGGGUGGACAUUAACCGAAUUUAG
Molecule: messenger RNA, 1989 nt
Organism: Penicillium argentinense
Lineage: Eukaryota; Fungi; Ascomycota; Eurotiomycetes; Eurotiales; Aspergillaceae
Product: DNA-directed DNA polymerase alpha subunit POL12
Exons: 4
Coding region: 1-1989 (662 amino acids)
Biological process (GO): DNA replication; DNA replication initiation
Cellular component (GO): alpha DNA polymerase:primase complex
Molecular function (GO): DNA binding
Source: RefSeq, a predicted model, not a curated record